AUGUCUGGCUUACCACGCGGCCAGUCCCCUUUAAAGGUAAGUACCAAAUUCAUACGAUAACACAGUACACCAUGAACUGACGGGAACAUGCAGGACCCCAAGCCUAUUAAGUAUGUCGACUUCAGAAUCUGCACAGAGCAGGAGACUGAAGCUAUGAUCGUCAAUGCAAGAAAAAUUACCCAAAUUGCCAAAGAACUUGCGGCUAUGCCACGAAAACGAGAUCUUGCCUUGGUAGUCAGAGGCGACAUGAAAACCAAUCCAAUGACUAGCACGAAGCAUUACUACGUCGAGGCCGCAAUGGGAUAUAUUGUAGGCAUGCUCCGAGACAAUGGCACGUAUUGUAGCAACAAGUGCCGAAAUGGCGAUGGACGCUUCCCUUUUUGUGUUACUGUCACCAAUGAGCAAACUGGAGAGCCGUACUUUAAGGGUGCUUGUGUCAACUGUAGAUACCAAAUCGCCGAAAACAAGUGCGAAUUGUCUUUAAGUGGGAGAGACGGAAAUGGGGGGACGGGGGGAGGUGGAGGAGGCAAUGAUGACAACAACGAUGAUACCUCUGGAGGCAAUGAUGCUGAUGACGGGGAUGGUGACGAACCCAUGGGCGAGGUUGAAGAGGUUGAUAAGAGUGGUCGCAAGAUUAAAGGCAAAGGCAAACGAAAGCAACAAAAAGAUCUCGAGGAUGAGGAAAUGGCGGAAUUGGGAGAGGAAGACGGGGUCGAAGCGAGGGGUCGUGAAGAAAAUGUAAAGCAAAAAACAGCUAAGAUCAAGCCAAAGAAAGGUCCAGUAGGUAAGAAACCACCCAAAUCUGGACCGAAGACCGGCAAAUCUGGCGUGGGGGAUACUGGAAAGUGA
This is a messenger RNA of Hymenoscyphus albidus, 849 nucleotides long. The record is from the annotation of a GenBank genome assembly. Lineage: Eukaryota; Fungi; Ascomycota; Leotiomycetes; Helotiales; Helotiaceae.